ACUCAUAAAUGGUCAAAUUUGUGAGCAUGCAAGAGCUUGUUCCGCUGCCUACUGGUGUUUCGCUGGAAACCGUACGCAUAUAUCCAAACCCAAAACAAUCCUCGACCAAGCUCGCAGUGUGCUUGCAUCCUUGGUCAUGGCUCGGAGGCAACAUGAACGAUCCAGUAAUCCAUACUCUUGUCCUUCUUCUUCAAGCAAGGGAAUACCAUGUAAUUUAUUACAACUCCCGAGGAGUAGGAAAGUCGACUGGAACGGCGUCAUUUACGGGCCAGAGUGAAGCAAACGACCUCAAGGCCAUUGUGCAACUCGCUCUCGAAGAGAUACCUAGCAUUCAAACAGUAGUAUUGGUCGGAUACUCUCAUGGAUCUCUUAUAACUUCACUCCAUCCGAUACUCCAGCCAAAUAUCAAGAUAUGGUAUCUUCUGCUGUCAUACCCACUCAGCCCAAGAGGUUUCCUAACUUUGUUCCGAUCUAAAUCGUACGAGUCAGCACUAAACAACCUUGUUCGACAUCCCGACGUCAAUAUACUUGUCGUAUUUGGCGACAGAGAUAAUUUCACAAGCGAGUCGAAGUAUGAUAACUGGACUGAGGCUUUGCAAAAGGAAGCACGAGGUGAUGGCACGGGAACGCUGCAAGUCGUAAAGGUUGCAGGAGCAUCCCAUUUCUGGGCGUCUGCGGAAGAACGCGGACAGCUGGAACAAGUUGUUGGGGCUUGGUUGCCAUAAAAGCACGCAGGGACAUAAUUCUGAGAUCCCAUCGCCUGUAGCCAGCUCGUAGUAUACAUGUAUCUGUACUGUAGUACAAUGCUUGACUAGUUUUUGUGGUA
Serpula lacrymans var. lacrymans S7.9 is the source of this 826-nucleotide messenger RNA. RefSeq lists its product as uncharacterized. The record is from RefSeq and is a predicted model, not a curated record. The transcript is spliced from 3 exons. Lineage: Eukaryota; Fungi; Basidiomycota; Agaricomycetes; Boletales; Serpulaceae. The coding region runs from base 9 to 725 and encodes 238 amino acids.